AAUAUAUCUAUCGUUUUCCAUUGGUAACAGUUGUUGAGCAAUCAUUAGUUUAAAUGUAUCCAUCUUUUUCAUUAGAAGGUGAGUCUUGGAGCAACAGUAAAGUUGUUUUCACGUGACCUAUAGGUCUUGGGUUCGAGCCGUGGAAGCAGCCAAUAAUGCUUGCAUUAGGGUAAGUUGUCUACACCGUACCUCUUGGGGGUGUGGCCCUUUCUCGAACCCUCCGUGAAUGCGGAAUGCUUUGUGCACCGGGCUGUCCAAUAGUUGUUGAGCAAAUUGUUCGUUAAACCAUCAGUUUCGGACACGUAUAUAUUUUGUUAGUAUUAAGAGACGAUGAAAUGUGUCCAUUUGCAUAUAUUAUUAAUCAACAUAAGCAGUGGAAUUAUAAAAGAUACUAAUGACUUUUUACUAAGUACAUUGUCUUCUGGAAUAGAACAGUUGAGCAGAGAAGAUGGGGUUGUUGACAAACAUAGUUGAGAGGAGUGAAAUCAAACCGGGAGACCAUAUUUACACUUACAGAACUGCCUUUGCUUACACCAACCAUGGUAUUUUUGUUGGUGGAAGCAAAGUGGUCCAUUUUAACUGUGUCGAGGCCUCGGCCUCUGCCUCUGCCUCUUCUGAUGCUGCGGCUGAGGAAACAUCAGACAUUUCUUCGUCAUGUCCAACUUUUCCUGACUGUGGAUUUAAGCUACCUAACAGUGGCGUCGUUCUUUCUUGUCUGGAUUGCUUUCUUCGCAACGAUUCACUCCACAGAUUCGAAUAUGGAGUUAGUUCACCUGUUUUUCUUGCCAAAGUAAGAGGGGGAACUUGCUCUACUGCAGUGUCCGACCCUCCAGAAACAGUCCUACACCGCGCAAUGUAUCUACUUCAGAAGGGAUUUGGGAACUAUAUUGUGUUCAAAAACAAUUGUGAAGACUUUGCAUUGUACUGCAAAACAGGACUUCUAACAGUUGAUAGACUCGGCGUUGGAAGUAGUGGACAAACUUCUUCUAUCGUUAGCGCUCCUUUAGCUGCACUUCUUUCCUCCCCUCUGAAGUUGCUAAUUCCUCCUGUUGGUGUGGCCACAGUAACAACAGGGAUGUAUUUUAUGAACAGAUAUAAAACUGAUUUUGGUGUUCGAAAAGAUGUUGUCAAAGUAGCAGUUGAAGAACUUGCAGCGAAGCUUGGCUUUGGUUGCAGAAAUGAGAGAUCGAUUGUAGAAUGUGAGGCUUCUAAUUCGGGAACUGGUAGAUGACAUCAGUACUCUAAUUACAUACAAAAUGUUCUUGAUAUUGUACAUUUAGGAUGAAAGUUGCGUAUUUGAUUAGCGUAUAAUGUGUCAUUCUCUUAUUAUACAUAUUGCUACAGAAACUGCUUUUUGGUUAUUAAUGUGUGAAAGGAUAAUGAUCCUCUUCUAAGUUGACAGUGA
Nicotiana tabacum (common tobacco) is the source of this 1405-nucleotide messenger RNA. RefSeq names its product protein LEAD-SENSITIVE 1-like. The record is from RefSeq and is a predicted model, not a curated record. Lineage: Eukaryota; Viridiplantae; Streptophyta; Magnoliopsida; Solanales; Solanaceae.